AUGGCGUCCAGCUCUGUUCCCUCUCUGUGGGCCAUCUCACUCGAGAAGGCAUCACACUUGCUCGACGACCAAUCCGUCAAGCGUCCGGCAGUCCUCUCCCAGAUGGACAAGCAGCCGCCCACAGAGAUCCCCAAAGGCGUCACCCUGCCGGUCGUCCUGCAGCAGCGCAUCGAGCAGGCCAUGCAGUACGACGACCUUCAUGCAGUGUUGGCCUUCGACAUUCGUGACGUGGCGGGGGCCAUCAAGGCUGCCUACGUGCUGGAGCGAUGCAGCGGCCAGUGGACGAUGAUGAAGCGCUUUAUCCGCCUGGCCUUCAUCCACCGGCUCACCCCUCCCAAUGCCACGCUUCCCCUCAUGCUGUCGGCUGACGCGCUGCCCAGCGCUUCAGCCUUCGAUGAGCUGCCACUCAGUAUGGCCGUCUACAAGAGCAUCGAACGCACGCUCAACUAUCGGGGGACGACCCUCGUGCUGCAGAGAGGCAACAACUGUGGCUAUCGGAUUGGCGACCAUUCCUUUCGUGUGAUGGCGUUGGAUGAGCUGCCGGCCGACCAUCCCUACCGCAGCAGAUACAAGGAGAGCGAUCCCGUCAUCCGCUGGGGUGACUUCACCUUCCCAUCGUCCACGGCAUUCCUCACGUGGAUGAUCCUGGUGCAAUGGUGUGCUCAAGAGGGGGUGGAGAAAAGACAGCUGGCCAGUGUUUAUGUCUGGCGUGGUGACAGCCGCUACCAGUCCCUGCUGACACUUGAUGACAUCCCCGAGGCCAGCAUGAUUAUCGACUACAUGGAUGAGCAUUCGUCGCCGAUCGAUGACGCCCGUCGGCGACUGAUUCUGCUCAGGGGAACAGCUCCGACCGACACCGUUGCGGCCUACCUGUGGCUCAGGAAUGGCGACAUCCGCCUCUACACGACCGAGCGUGACACUGCUGCGGCCGCCCGCCCUUUGCUGGCCAGACAUCGGCUGGAGCAACAAGUCCUCGGACAUGUGCGGGGGGCAGAGUGA
Molecule: messenger RNA, 999 nt
Organism: Vitrella brassicaformis
Lineage: Eukaryota; Vitrellaceae
Source: the annotation of a GenBank genome assembly